AUGUCUACCGGCAGCAUGGACUGUUUGCCUGACCUAAGGAGCUCCGAGAAGGAUCUGAAGGGCUAUGACGAGGUCGCGGAGGACAUCUCGAAGAUCAAUGCUGCCGGUGAGAUAUCUGAGCUUGCAGUCGUCGCUGAGGGUGAAGAGCGAACAACAUGGUUCGUAUGGCUCCUCGUGUGCUGCACCAGUAUCUCGGGUCUGCUGUUCGGCUAUGACACCGGAGUGAUCUCUGGUGCUCUGGUCACCAUAGGAUCGGACCUGGGUCCAGCUUCGCUAUCGUCGGGACAGAAGGAACUCAUCACGUCUGCAACAACGCUCGGCGCACUCAUCGGCGGCCUCAUCGCGGGGAUGCUCUCGGACUACCUUGGACGCAGACCCGUACUCGCGAUGGCGGACGUCAUCUUCAUCGGCGGAGCGAUCGGCCAGGCCGUGUGUCACUCCGUCUGGGGUAUGAUUGGCGGUCGCUUCACAAUCGGCUUCGGGGUCGGUGUGGCGUCCUGCAUCGCGCCUCUGUACAUCCAGGAGCUCUCGCCAACACGCCUGCGCGGACGGAUGGUGGCUUUGAACGUUGCGCUGAUCACGCUGGGGCAAGUCAUCGCGUAUGGCAUUGACGCAGCGUUUGAAAACACACACGGAGGCUGGAGGUGGAUGGUGGGCUUGGGCGCCGUGCCUUCUGGUCUACAGUUCUUCUUCCUCUUCUACCUCCCAGAAUCGCCGCGCAUUCUUCUUCGUCGGGGACAAUACGAUGAGGCUCGCUCUGUUGUGUCGAAAAUCUACGCACAUGCUACUCCUGCGCAAGUGGAGCUAAAGGUUAAGGUGCUUAGCGCCGCCGUCAAGCAGAGCAUCGAGAUCACAAAUUCGACGACGCUGUGGCAACGCUGCCGGUCUAUCCUAGUAAAGCCGAUCAAUCGCAGAGCUCUGAUCAUCGGUUGUGGUCUGCAAGCCUUCCAACAACUGUGUGGAUUCAACACUCUAAUGUACUACAGCGCCACGCUCUUUAAGGAGAUCGGCUUCAACCAGCCCACCGCGGUCGGGCUCAUCAUUUCCGGCACCAACUUCCUCUUCACGCUAUUCGCGCUGAAGUACAUCGACAUCAUCGGCAGGCGCAGGAUCAUGGUCUGGUCAUCUCCAGGCAUGAUCGUUGGCCUCACUCUGGCGAGCAUUGCUUUCCACUAUAUGACUAUGAAGACGGGCGGCAACCUCGUCGACGGUGCGGACUACUCGCGGACAUGGUCUGCGAUCGUGUUGCUGGCAAUGAUCUUCUAUGUCGCGUCGUAUGCGACGGGUCUUGGCAACGUCCCGUGGCAGCAGGGUGAACUCUUCGGGUUAGAGGUGCGCGGCAUCGGGACGUCGCUUGCUACGAUGACGAACUGGGGCGCGAACCUGUUGAUCAACUCAACGUACCUGUCGCUGAUGAACAAGAUCACGCCCGCAGGUGCGUUCGGGUUUUACGCCGGGCUCUGCCUACUUGGUUGGCUGUUCUGCAUUUUCUGCUACCCUGAGACGGCGGGCCUCAGCCUGGAAGAGGUGCAGAUCAUCUUCCAGCACGGGUUCGGCGUUCGAGACAGCCAGCGCCUGCGGCACGAGAAGCGCGCAUUGAUCAAGGACAAGAUCCAAGACAAGGCAGAGAAGGCGUAGGAGCACGGGUUGUUGUCUCAUGAUGGUCUGCGCGGCCAUGCUCACGAUUUUCUCACGAAGGCACUGACUAAAUUAAGGCUGACGGGCUGUAUACUACUUGUAUUGAUACCUACUAAUGAUGUGAAACUUAGUAAUAUUCGAGUGCUACACAAAGUACUCACUAGCU
This is a messenger RNA of Postia placenta MAD-698-R-SB12, 1804 nucleotides long. RefSeq lists its product as hypothetical. Bases 1 to 1638 code for a protein of 545 amino acids. The transcript has 12 exons. Gene Ontology annotation, biological process: transmembrane transport. NCBI's taxonomy places the organism in Eukaryota, Fungi, Basidiomycota, Agaricomycetes, Polyporales, Adustoporiaceae. Gene Ontology annotation, molecular function: myo-inositol:proton symporter activity. Gene Ontology annotation, cellular component: membrane. The record is from RefSeq and is a predicted model, not a curated record.